Messenger RNA from Neoarius graeffei (lesser salmon catfish), 1623 nucleotides. It is a transcript of the gene gpank1, whose product is annotated as G patch domain and ankyrin repeats 1. Gene Ontology annotation, molecular function: protein binding; nucleic acid binding. Bases 383 to 1432 code for a protein of 349 amino acids. The record is from RefSeq and is a predicted model, not a curated record. The transcript is spliced from 6 exons. Lineage: Eukaryota; Metazoa; Chordata; Actinopteri; Siluriformes; Ariidae.
GUCCGGUUUUGAGGCUUGAUUCACCUGAGAGUCGGAGUUGCACAGUUUCGUUGUGACUCCAGCUUUGUGUUUUAACGUGACAUUUAUCAGGGGCCUCAGUAACUCCGCCUCCAGCUCUUCAUGUUCACAGGAUAAAACAAAAUGAAAAAUAUUCAAAUUAAAAUGGAUUAAUGCAGAAACUGCUCUCAGCUUUAUCACCUUCCUGCUCAUUAAACACAGCACUGUUCCUGAAUCAGUCACUCUGACUUCUGCAGCACAUUAAAAGCAGAGUUCCAGCUCAGGUCACGUGUUCAUGACGUUUUCUCUGUGACGUGGGCUGGAUCAGAUCCUCCUCUGGGUUUUCCUGAACUCUUACCUGCCUCAGAGUUCAGACCUUCGUGCCAUGAGCCACUCUGGGUUCUUUAUCCGGGCCAGAGAGGAGGAGAAGCGAUGGAUGGAGGGGGAGAGAGAGACGGAGAGAGAGAGAGCUGCAGCGCUGAGUGGAGAGGAAGUGAGAGACUUUUACCGGAGUCUGGUUGAAGACGAGGACGGCGUGAGGAGAGACAGACGACGAGGGAGAGCAGGACGGAGUCAUGGAAAAGGAGGCGGAGCUCGUAAAGGAGAGGUGAAGAGUCUCCAUGGUGAGGUAGAGAACUCGGCGACAGCGCCCCCUGCAGGCCGUACUGAGGGUUACAGGUUGCUGCAGUGUGCAGAGCAGGGGGAUGUCCGGGGCGUGGAGGCGGUCCUGAGGCGGGGCUGUGAUGUCAACUUCAGAGACCAGUUUAACUGGACCGCCCUGAUGAGCGCCUCGUACUCCGGGAGAACCGACACGGUGCGAGUCCUGCUCCAGAGGGGGGCGCUGUGGGCAUCGAUCACAGACACACAGGGGAGAGAUGCUCGUGCUCUGGCUCGUCUCGCUGGUCAUCAUGAUGUUGUCACUCUACUGGAGCGAUUCAGCGUCACACAGAACUCACACACUGCUGCUGAGCCAAUACACAGCCCCCCUCCCCCUCAGUGGUGUGACGUGUGUGAGGCGUGUUAUACGGACAGCGUGCACACGCACACCUCGUCCACGCUGCACCAGUUCAGUCUGAAGCGUCCUCCGUCCGUCCCUCACUACUGUCUCGCUCCCUCCAGUGUAGGGUACCGGGUGAUGCUGCGUUUGGGAUGGGACCCUCACUCCGGCCUCGGCCCCGAACACUCGGGACGCCUCGGCCCCGUCGGCACCGUGCUCAAAUCCGACACGGCCGGCCUCGGGUUCAGGCCCACGCCCAGGUCAAAGGUCACGCACUUCAAGGCCAACGACGUUCAGGCGGUCCGCAGGGUGCCGAAAAGACGAGGGGACGGACAGGAGCGAGGGACGGCGGUCAGCGCGAAGGACAGGAAGAGGACGGAGGAGAGACAGAGACAGUGGGAGAGAGAUUACCGCACCUCGUUCAACAUCGACGCAUGACCUUUGACCUCUGAUACUGUAGUCAUGUGAUUGUGUCGCCCUCUGGUGGCCUGAAACCCACAGGACUGUUUAAUUUAUCACGGUUUUAUUCUUUCACCAUUUUCACUGAAGAGUCUCGACCUCACACUGUACAUGUGGAUGUGUUUAUUUUAUUCUGACAUUAAUGUAAUAAAACACCAAAAUAAACCGAA